GUCUAUAGCUUAGAAAUAACAAUUUCUAUAAACAUCUUCGGCUUUCUGAAUUUCCUGAUUUCAAAAUUCUGUUGGUCUGCCAAUGUUCCUGUAACACUGAAGGGGAAUACAAGGUCUUUUUGCCAUUGCUCCAGGACUUCCACCAAGAGGAAGGAAGCCCCUGGACCAACAUCCUCUAAGAUGUUUAUAUGGACCAGUGGCCGGGGCUCUUCAUCUUACAGACAUGAUGAGAAAAGAAAUAUUUACCAAAAAAUCAAGGACCAUGACCUGCUGGACAAAAGGAAAACUGUCACAGCCCUGAAGGCAGGAGAGGACCGUGCCAUUCUCCUGGGGCUGGCCAUGAUGGUGUGCUCCAUCAUGAUGUACUUCCUGCUGGGAAUCACACUCCUGCGCUCAUACAUGCAGAGUGUUUGGACGGAGGAGACUCAGUGCACUUUGCUGAACGCUUCCAUCACAGAAACAUUUAAUUGCUCCUUCAGCUGCGGUCCAGACUGCUGGAAACUCUCUCAGUACCCCUGCCUGCAGGUGUAUGUGAACCUGACUUCUUCUGGGGAAAAGCUCCUUCUCUACCACACUGAGGAAACGAUGAAAAUAAAUCAGAAGUGCUCCUACAUACCUAAGUGUGGAAAAAACUUUGAAGAAUCCAUGUCCCUGGUGAACGUUGUCAUGGAAAACUUCAGGAAGUACCAGCACUUCACCUGUUAUUCCGACCCAGAAGGAAACCAGAAGAGUGUCAUCCUAACUAAACUCUACAGUUCCAAUGUGCUGUUCCAUUCACUCUUCUGGCCCACAUGCAUGAUGGCAGGGGGCGUGGCAAUCGUUGCCAUGGUAAAACUCACACAGUACCUCUCCCUGCUUUGUGAGAGGAUCCAACGGAUCAAUAGAUAAGAGCAAAAAUGGAUGAGAUUCAUUUCGUUAAAGCUCAAAUACUGUUUUCUUUCAUUCUUCACCAAAGAACCUUAAGUUGGUAAUGUGCAGUCUGUUAUGAGUUCUUUAAUAUAUUCUUAUACGUAGAGCAAUAAUGCAAAAGCUGUUCUAUAUGCAAACAUAUUGUUGUCUUUGUUAUUCAGAGGAAGAAUAACUGUUUUAUGUUGGUUGGUUGUUUUCAAACUCUUGUUUAUUGUUGGAGUUAGUACUUCCUUCUCUCCUUCUGCCAAAACAGGGCUCAGUUACUCAUUUGCCAAGCUUUAUGGAGGAAUGUAGACAAAAUCAAUGUGAUUGGACCUGUGUUCUGAGUGGUCAAAUCACUUGAAGACAUUUUUGCAAUAUUUUUCAUCAUUCAUUGUUUACUACAGCUGCAGCCAAAAAUAUGCUUUCCUUUUUUUACUCUGAACUGAGUCCUGUAGCAAGCGAAGGGACCAGAAUAUUUCUAAAUAAUGGAUAUUAUGAAUUUCUUUGUAUUUUACCAUAUCACUGUAAAGAAGGGGGAAACCCAGACUAGUUUACUUUUAUUACGUCUUACUCAUAAUUUUAUAUUUUUAAACUGAUUUCCCCAGAAAAAUGCUGUUUUCAUUAAUCAAUUCUGCUAUGAUUUAAAUAGAAAGUGAACAGAGCCCUUUUUCAUUAAAGACCCUCCUACUGUGUGAAACGAUGAUAUUUACAAGGAGUUUGUUUCAAAUGAAUUGACUCAAUGUUGACUAGAUGUUCUAUAAUGGUCUAGAAGAAUCUGUUAUUAAAAUAUUUCUGUGAAAAAUUUUAUUCCAUUCAGUUGAAUCAUUAAGUGGAAAAAUUAAGAUCCUAUUUGUUGGUCAAGAGUGAUGGGCUGAUUUCAGUGGGUAAAUCUAUUGUGAUAUAUUACGUGGUGAAAUAUUGCUCUUUGAGAAUUUAUAUUUAAGUUAACAAGUGUGUGGUCUCUCUCCUUCUGAUAAGUGUUUCUUGUUGGGAUUUUAAAGUUAUGUGCACAAAAUAUUUGCCUCCUCUACGUGUCUUGUAUUUCUAUUUACAUUCUGUUUUGUUGCUAGUUUUUAUACAUGGGAUAGAUCUUUUUUCCUAAUGCACAUUUGAACUGAAUAACAAAUUUAAAGGAAGCAUUUGCUCACAUUGCUUUACUUAUUGUGUUUGGGGGUGGGGCCAUGAAGGACCAGGUUCAAACAAAAACACUCCAUCUUUAUUUAACAUCAGCAUCAAAAUCAGAAGACAAUUAUCUAUCUUUCUCGUCUAUAUAUAUAUUUAAGUACUCUUUUGUAAUGUAGUAAUCAACGUUUUCUAGUUAUUGCAAAAUUUUACAAAUCAUUCUGAGGAUUAUAUGGUGAAACUAAUUUGAUGAAGUGGAAAGUAUUCUGCAAUAUUGUAAUUCAUAGUUUGACUUUUCAUAAGUAAAUAAAUCCCUAGGCUGUAAUCAGGA
Molecule: messenger RNA, 2344 nt
Organism: Sorex fumeus (smoky shrew)
Lineage: Eukaryota; Metazoa; Chordata; Mammalia; Eulipotyphla; Soricidae
Gene: KCNMB2
Product: potassium calcium-activated channel subfamily M regulatory beta subunit 2
Exons: 5
Coding region: 181-888 (235 amino acids)
Biological process (GO): detection of calcium ion; potassium ion transport
Cellular component (GO): membrane; voltage-gated potassium channel complex
Molecular function (GO): calcium-activated potassium channel activity; potassium channel regulator activity
Source: RefSeq, a predicted model, not a curated record